Molecule: messenger RNA, 1230 nt
Organism: Rhodofomes roseus
Lineage: Eukaryota; Fungi; Basidiomycota; Agaricomycetes; Polyporales; Fomitopsidaceae
Product: putative methyltransferase-domain-containing protein
Exons: 4
Coding region: 253-1230 (325 amino acids)
Biological process (GO): peptidyl-lysine methylation
Cellular component (GO): cytoplasm
Molecular function (GO): protein-lysine N-methyltransferase activity
Source: RefSeq, a predicted model, not a curated record
GCGAGCAGAUGGAGGACUCAGUAGAUAUAAAUACGUUGUCCAGAUCCCGAUUUGUCUCUUCGGUGGACUCACCGCUCGUCACGGUCACAUGAUGGAGUUUUGAUCACCGAGGUGGAUCGAUCGCCCGAUCGCGAAUCGCGAAGUGGACUCCAGAUCCAUUGGAUCUUACCCUUCGCCGCGUUCACGACCGUGACACUCCAUCGGCAGCCGAACUUCUGUACUGUAUUCCUCACCACACGCUGCUUGUGCCCAAUGACUCGCAGCAAUCCCAACUUUCCCUCCGACCUCGACAUCAAGCCCUCAAGUAGCGUGCUGAACGGUUUCAACCAACUAUCAGAUGAUAGGUUCGGCGCAGACGCGCAAACACAGGCUAUUCAGGCCUAUGGAAUAGCCGGGCGUGUUUGGGAAGCGUCGUAUGCUAUGCUAGCCUAUUUGGAUCGCGCAUCUCCCACUCUUGACGGCCACGACGUUAUAACUCUGGACCCACCGCCCUUCACAGAGACGAUUCAUCUGUCUGGCAGCACGUCCGAGGACGACCCAUUGACCAUCCUUGAACUGGGUUCUGGUACCGGGUUGGUGGCAGCACGCAUCGGGGCAUAUCUGCAACACGAACGCGCCAUCAUGGUCGCGACAGACCUCCCAGAGGUCUGCUCGCUUCUCCAGAAGAACCUGCGAGGCUGCGCGACGGUAGAAGUCCACCCGCUCUCCUGGGGUAGCCACCAGGAUGCGCUGUCGAUCGCGUCCAGCCUAGCGUUAGGCUCCGCGCGCCGGCUUGCUUACAUCAUAUGCAGCGACUUGGUAUACUUUCCCGCUCUCCUCGCGCCGUUACUGCGCACCCUCCUCCAUCUUACGUCCGAGCCCGUCGUCGCGCCUUCACAACCACCCCCGAGGAUUAUCGUCUCCUACAAAAUCCGCAGUCUCGCGAAGGAGACAUCAUUUUGGGGUGCAUUCGGACUGUGGUUCACGUUCGCGCCUGUGCUCGCCAGGCGUAGAGCUUCAGGGGAUGGUGAACGUAACGAAGGCCGGUGGGAUCGAUUCGUCCCUGUUCCCGGACAGGACGAGACGUUCGUGUUCAUCGGUCAUCGACGACCGGAGUCGAGGAUCUGGAGUAUCCCGGAAGACGACGAGGGUCUGCUCGGAGGAGUUGGCGCAUGGGGUACGAUGGACCACAAAGUAGAUGACACCUUCGAGACGAUGUUGUUGAUGUCACUCGGCACAAUGGAUGAAUGA